UGUUAUUAUGCGCCUAGCCCGAGGUUAGGCCGCAUUAGGUGGUAAAUUGUUCCAAUAUGCGCUUUGUCCUAUGUACCUUAGGUACCUAAGUUAGGUUAAAUGGAAAUAUGGACCUAGCACUGGGGCUUCCAUCUUCUGUGGCUUUGUUUGUGGCUUCUGCUCACAGCUUUCAACUUUUUUCCAAUACCCAGGAAGUUUAAGACCCACUUUAGGUCAGUUUGGCCCGCUAAACCCGCGGGAUCGAUUUCUUGCAAACGUCUUUGAAGCCGAGCUUUGAGAAUCGAGACACCAUCUAUCCUUCUAUACUCCGUAUACUAAUACCCCCCUCCCCCAUCCACGCCGCCAUGUUCGCCCGACAGGCAUUCCGCUCAGUCCGAGCUGCGGCUCCUCAACGGACCUUCGCCCGCGCUCCCGUCCGCUCAUAUGCCGCCGCCGCUGCCACCCAGGAUGUCAAGCCUCCCGUUGCCGUCUAUGGCCUCGAUGGUACCUAUGCUAGUGCCCUGUACACUGCCGCCGUCAAGACCUCGUCCCUCGAUCCUACCGCGAAGGCUCUGAGCACCCUCAGUGACCUCCUUGCCAAGGAUCAGAAGCUUGUCACGAUUCUGAACACCCCUACGCUUUCGGACAGCGACAAGAGCGCCAUCGUUGCGGAACUGCAGAAGAACCUCGGCCCCGUGAGCUCGAACGAGACCGUCAAGAACUUCCUCGCUACCUUGGCCGAGAACAACCGUCUGGGAAUACUCCCCGGCGUCUCCGAGAAGUUCAACCAGAUCAUGCGCGCUGCCCGAGGCGAGGUCGAGCUAGUUAUUAUCAGCGCCCAGCAAUUGGACAACAAGACGCUUAGCCGUAUCGAAAAUGCCAUCGCCAAGUCUCCAAUCGUCGGACAGGGCAAGAAGCUGAAGGUCACCAACCAGAUCAACCCGGACAUCCUCGGUGGUCUCAUCGUGGAGAUUGGAGACAGGACAAUCGAUCUCUCGGUCUCGUCUAAGCUUGCCAAGCUGAACAAGCUCCUAACUGACACCUUGUAAAAUAAUCUUCCCUUUGUCUUGUGCGAGCAUGGCAGCUGCUUUGGAGAGGCGCUUGCGACUAGAAGGCUGGUUUCUCCGUCGAGAUACCAUUGUGUAUAGGCUCGUAGAAUAGAGGAAGCAUUCGUCCCCCAAUAUCAUUUGCCUACUUAUGGAACUAAUAAUUGAUGGACUUUACGCCUAGGAAAUGCCCAAUCCUGACUAGUCCAGUAUUCCACACAAGGGGAAACCCCAUUUAUAAAGACUACUAUUAUCCAAGUCGCCCUCAUAUUUGAGUUUCAAGAUAUCAGACCCGCCAAUCAAUGAUAUCUAAAACUACCGCCCAAGAUUUACUGCCGUCUGUAUAAGGGCACGUUGCUAUGCUACCUGUGUUGAUAUGAAUAGCCGAGAGGUUAAUACUAGAACAAUACUAGGAAUAUCAGCAAUAAUGUGUAUAAACCAGGCUUCCCCUUUUACUAGUAG
Daldinia vernicosa is the source of this 1487-nucleotide messenger RNA. RefSeq names its product OSCP-domain-containing protein. Gene Ontology annotation, biological process: proton motive force-driven mitochondrial ATP synthesis. NCBI's taxonomy places the organism in Eukaryota, Fungi, Ascomycota, Sordariomycetes, Xylariales, Hypoxylaceae. The coding region runs from base 345 to 1028 and encodes 227 amino acids. The record is from RefSeq and is a predicted model, not a curated record. The transcript is spliced from 3 exons. Gene Ontology annotation, cellular component: membrane. Gene Ontology annotation, molecular function: proton-transporting ATP synthase activity, rotational mechanism.